AUGCCCCUUGAAAGGGGCAACAUUUGGUGUGAGGGGCGUCGUGGUACCCCCGCUGGUUCAAAAGACCCUUUGUCAUUAUUUUGUUUUUUUUUGGAAUUUUUCGAUUCCCACGUGCCGUUCAAAAGUUAUUCGCAAAAAACACUUUUCCAAAAUUUCUGCCAUGAAUAUAAAGACAGCUGCUUAAUCAACGGAUCUUCGCUUCAACAGUUGUGUAGCAAUGUUAGCACCAAUGCAACGACAUCGACGACUUCCAGACCAUUAACAACAACAGCAACCACAACAACACUAUCAACAACAAAAACAGCAACAACAACUAAAAUUACACCAACAUUGAUAAACAUUACAGAUUUUACCGGCAUACCACCAAUUCCUCCUAUACCACCAAUUCCAACAGAACCUGCGCCCCAACCUUUAGUUAAGGACUUAAUAGAAACGGGCCCUGAUGUCGUAAGCACAUACUUUUUUGCUGCAAUACAAGUGAUUGCCAGGACCACGGUUAAUAUUUUCGAAAAGCAGAAAGUUAAUGCAGUGAAAACAAACGGCACUACAACAAACAACUUGACAACUAUUGUCUAUACAGUGUCACGCGUUGGGGCUGAUAAUAGAAAAUAUUCCAUUCUCUCGGAUUUCGGAAACAGUUUAAGUCUUGUUGGCAUCAUCCUUCUCCUGCUAGAAUAUGGUCUAUGUAAGCAGAGGCUGUCUCUUUUUGAAAGAAAUAUUGUAUCUCUGUGUUGCACACUAUUUUUGUCUCAUGGACUACAGUUACUGCUGACACAUCUUAAUGACGUCAGAUACUUCUGUAAAGCAGGCGGAGUUUUUCUUCAUUGGGCUCUGAUGGCUAGUUUUAUGUGGAUGUUAACUAUUUCCUAUGACAUUUUCAAAACUUUCAGAGGAAUGCAUCAUGUUGGCAGCGACAGAAGCAGUAGACGGUUUAAAAAAUACGUCAUUUUCGUCGCUAUGACUGCUACAACUAUUGUUUUGCUUUGUGUUUUCCUGGGGAUACCAAAAGAAGACUUUUCAGGCUACGGUUACCAGGGGAAGUGCUUUGUUGCAAAAUUCUGGGCCAACCUAUUCGCUUUUAUUGUCCCUGUCGCUCUUGUAUUAUUGACAAACACCAUGCUUAUGAUUUCAACACUUGUAAAACUUCAAUCACUGCAGAAGAAGAGCAAAAAGAUGUUCACGACUGACAACAGCAAGAAUGUUUCUUCAAGAAGAAAGGUUGUCAUCAGCGUUCUUAUGCUCAAGCUAUCCAUCCUGUUUGGUUUGGGCUGGCUUUUCGGAUUUAUAGCCAACGCAAUCAAUUCAAAUGUACUGAUGUUCUUGUUCGUCGCAAUUGUUUCACUGCAAGGUUUCUUAGUUUUUCUUUGUUUCGGUUGCCAUAAAGAACUUUAUGGUAAAUUUUGUCAACAACGGCCGCCACAUGAGGUCCAUUUUCAAUCAACAACGAUAUCACAACGAGGAAUUGUAACUGAAACAUCAAUGACAUACUGACUCUUUUGUACUAUCAGCAACCAGAAUGCAUACGGACCUUGCACGUCUUUUUGUUUAAAGUUUACUUGCAUUACUAUCCAACUUAGCUGCAAAUAAAAUGACUUUUCUUACUACACUUAUUUUUACUGUUUAAAUGAGAUUUUGCUUCUCAGUGGACUUUUUGUCUUUUUUUAGGGGAUAGAAAUCAUUUUUUUCUAUGUUAUUACUAUCUUUGCUCGUUUACUUACUUUUGAACAUCUAUAAUUAUUUGAGAAUAAAGCUCUAAAACUCUCCCUGGGUACCCUUCGUGGGGCAAAUCCCUAUUUGCGCCAAUACGCGAUCCCAAGGCCGCCGACAGUCAAGCCAAUGUUCGGGCUUCUUCUUACUCCUUCAAACUCCAAAAUUUCAGUUGUUCUGUGCGAUCAAGAAUUGACAAUUUGAGCCCUGGGUGCCAAUGCCUCGGUGAAAGAGACUGUCGAACAUUGGUCUGGCGUAGGAGGAGAGCGGAAGAAAGAGGCUCUGGACAAAACAUAACAUAACAUCGGUUUGGAGUAAAAAAUCACAUAACCUUUGAUUGAUCAUCUAUACUGAAUCACUUUAUCAAAAUUUCAGAUCUACAAACCCAACCGACCUCUUUGUCUUGUCUUAUGUCAGACUUUCACCGAGGCUCUGGCACCAAGGGAAACUGGUUUAUAGCUUUUAGCGAGGUCGUGGAGAGUAAAACCAAGAUCAACUGGGAAAAAUGAUACAAAAGGGAAUUUUCUACCACUCAGUGCAGAAUUUUGUCCUAUAAAAUACUCAAAAGCGCCCAAAACCAACAAUGGGGAAGAAGAUUUAUUGAGAUUUAUAUGAUGGAAGAGGCCACAUUCGAUAAUUCAAUACUUGUAGCAUAACUAAGGGUAUCUGUUCAGAAAAGAAAAAAUCUGCUUUUCUUUCAAAAUUGGAAAUUUACGCAUGCAAAAUCUCUCCUAUUCUAGAACUGAAAAAUAAAUAAGAGGGCUAGUAAAAGAAAGUGGUCAGCUUUCUCUAAUUUUCCGAAAAAACAUGGGCGGACAUUUUAUAAUCGACAGGAAGUUUUUCAAUGCCCAAAUACAAAAUUCGUUAACCCACCACAAGCGAUGGACAUCAAUAUUUGAGGGACAUAAAGAGAAUAAACAAUCCAAUUCUGAUGAUUGGUAUAAAUGAACGACUCACUUUCUUGAAACUGGUAUAAAUAAGGAUAUUGAUUUCUCCAUAAUUGUUAAAAACUUUAAAACUACGGAAUGGUUGGUUGGCUUGGUUGAGAAUAAACAAUUCAACGAAUACCUAUGGUAUGCCCUAAACAUAACCAUGGUUGAUGUUCAUAAGAUAUUUUAUAAUCAUAAUAAAAGCAAUUUUUAAGAUGAGACGUCAUCACAAAAAGGAAGUAGCUAUGGCCUUUUCUUGUUUAUGCAAAUUAAUGAGUGCAUAAUCAUGAUUUUUGCUCAAAAAAGAAACCUCCCGUCAUUUUCUGUCUAGAGUACCCAGCAAAAGUUGUAGCAAUAAGGUAUUUGAGGAAUUCAUUUUUUCUCAUUGACCCAUCUUAAUUAUCUUAUGGCAGAAUCGCUAAGCAAUUUGGUGGAUUAAAAUUCUGUGAUAUGCAAGCUAGAUCUUAAAAAUGAAAAGGCAGUAAACGUUAUGAAGUGAGUGCCCUACACCUCAUAAUGCACCGUGGGAGACACAGAAGUUUUGAUUUGAACAAUUAUUUAACAGAGAGAGUAACGUUUUAAUGACGUAAAGAAUUUCAAUUGGUGACGUUUUAGUACAUCGAAACUGUCGUCGAGACCCAAGAAAGGAACCUUGAAAACUUAAGAUGUUAGCACAACACGAUAUUCUAAAAGACUGCAAUGAAGCUUUUUCUGGGCUCAGGUAGAAAGAAUAUUGUUUCCUUUGUGGUAAUGCUGCUACAAAUGACUAUAUGACGAUAACGUAUCAUUCCAGAAAAUUACUGCCAUUGUUUGGACCAUCGCCACGCUCGCAAAGGCCCAUUGUUAGCAAUGAGUCUUAAAUGCUGUUGACCAGAUAAUCCAG
Messenger RNA from Rhopilema esculentum, 3519 nucleotides. The record is from RefSeq and is a predicted model, not a curated record. Lineage: Eukaryota; Metazoa; Cnidaria; Scyphozoa; Rhizostomeae; Rhizostomatidae.